AUGGCGGCGAACACCGGCGGCGCCGCCCUGGAAGGGGAGAAGGUCGUGCUGGUGCCGUACAUGAGGGAGCACGUCCCUCGGUACCACGAAUGGAUGCAGGAUCCGGCGCUUCUCCAGGCGACUGGGUCGGAGCCGCUCACGCUCGAGGAGGAGUACCAGAUGCACCUCUCCUGGAUAAGCGACCCUAGCAGUUGCUGCUCUUCUUCCCCUUCCCAUUCAUUCUCUCACCGAUCUGUUCCUCUCCGAGUUUCCUCCACCGGGAGGGGGUGAUCGAACUGAUCUCUCCUGGUGCGCGUGAUUUUCAGAGCACACUUUCAUAGUCCUGGAUAAGCAGCGGAUCAGGGGAGGCGGCUUCGUCCACGGAGAUCCCCACGUCGAAGGUCAGAGAUCCCUCCCGUUAGCCGUCGUCAUCCUUCUUCCCCCCGUAUUAGGGCUUCGGCGAUUCCAUUUACGUCUGAAUGAUCCUCGCUGAGGUUUCUUUUUCUGCUUCUUCUUCCUCCUGGAAAUCUGGCGGAGGAAGAACUCAGGGCCGUCUUGUUGAUCGAAUCUGCCUCACAUCCUGGUUCUCUUCUGAUCUCCGACCCCUAUUUCCGUGGUUGUUCCUCCUCUCGCAGCUAUGGUUGGCGACGUCAAUAUCUACGCGAACGAUCCUGACGAUCCGCGGACAGCAGAGAUUGAGAUCAUGAUCGCCGAACCAGAGAGGUGGGCUCCCUCCCUCCCUCUUCUGCUUUUCUUUCUUCGCCGUCUUCUUCUUCCGGCUCUUCGGACAUCUGCCAUUACAAAAUCUUCAGAUUUGCAUAUUAUUUUAGCAGGAAUUGGAUCCUUGUGUAAUCGAAUUAGCAGGAGCUGCGAUCGGAGAACAGAUAGAUGGUCGAGAGUAACGCUUGGGAUCAUCAAUCCAGAAUAAUAUCCUGGUCUUGGCGACGAAGAAAUCCAAUAAAUUCAUGAACUGGGUGCCGGUAGAGCACGCAUUGAACCAAAACUGAAACAACAGUGUCGGUGUUGAUGAUUCUAUGGAAGAUUGAUAACCAGUCGAAUGUGCCGAUGAGAAGAAGGCCAAUGAUAAUUUGCGCCAUAUUCAUUCUUCUUCUCUACAUGGGCUGCAGUUCUUCCCACUCCAGUCGAAUGUUUGUUUCCUUCAUGCUCUUGAUUUUGGAAUGGGAUUUACUACGGAGGUGCUGUGUGGGGGUUGACCCAGAGGAGGGUUGACUUUUGAUCCAUGACCCUGUAAAGAUCCGUACUCUAUGCCUGGGGAUUGAGGCUUUCUUAGUCUGUCUUUAAGAAAUCGAUGGAUGAACAGUCAAGAACACGAGCCCUCCGCGUGCAAUCCCUUAGAUUGGGCAAAUUCCUGCUGCAUCUCCCGGUUGCCUUGCUUUAUGUUCGUCUCGUCGGUCAUCAUGGUCCUUGCUUGCUCUGUGCAGCCGCGGGAAGGGGCUCGGGAAGGAAGCUGUCUUGAUGAUGAUGGCAUUUGCCAUUAAAAGCUGCGGGAUUCAGAAAUUCCGGGCCAAGAUUGGGGAUUCAAACACGACUUCCCUCUCUCUAUUCCGGAAACUGGUCUCUCUCUCUAUCCUUCUCCCUCUGUCUCUGUCUCUGUCUCUGUCUCUGUCUCUCUGUCUCUCUCUGGGUCUGUAAUCUUGUUCUUGGUUGGAUGCAGGGUUUCAAGGACUACUCUCACAGCGAAGUAUUCAAGGAGGUACUUCUUGCGGUGGUUUGAUGACGUUUUGCCGCCCCUGUGAUCUCCUCCCUGAUCUCGUAUUCUGCGGCAGGUAACUCUUGAGAUGGCGGUGGAGCCUGCCGAGGGCGAGGCACCGGAGAACAGUUGA
Spirodela intermedia is the source of this 1823-nucleotide messenger RNA. NCBI's taxonomy places the organism in Eukaryota, Viridiplantae, Streptophyta, Magnoliopsida, Alismatales, Araceae. The record is from the annotation of a GenBank genome assembly.